Molecule: messenger RNA, 510 nt
Organism: Pocillopora meandrina
Lineage: Eukaryota; Metazoa; Cnidaria; Anthozoa; Scleractinia; Pocilloporidae
Source: the annotation of a GenBank genome assembly
AUGUCUUCCUUGAUGUGUAAAAGCGUACUUAAAGUUUCUACUUCCAGAAGCAUUUCGAGGAAAAUAAGCGAGGAUAGGACAGCGAUGUUACGAGAUAAAGAUUCAUUAACAACGAACGAAAAGUCUGUUAGGAGGAAACGAAGUUUGUCGCUCGAUCCUCAAGUUUUGCUGCAAUGGGCCGCAACACACAAUGACGUGGACACAUUGAAAAGCGUAGUGGAAGGAUCGAACGUGGAUAUCAACCAGGCGAGUCUCGAUGGAGUUUACCCGUUACAUCGUGCUGCCUGCUCGGGAAGCCUUGAAAGCCUCCAAUAUCUUGUCAUGAAAGGAGCACAGCUCGACGUGCGGGAUAAAGAUGGCUCCUCACCCUUGGACGCUGCGGUUAACGAGGGAGAAUUUGACUGUGCAAGCUUCCUGAUCGAAAAAGGCGCCAACAUCAACCACAUUCGAGACGGAUUCAUAGACAAGAAUUUAUCACACGGGAGAAAGAGAGCCAUGACUAUUGAGUAG